Molecule: messenger RNA, 1410 nt
Organism: Pteronotus mesoamericanus
Lineage: Eukaryota; Metazoa; Chordata; Mammalia; Chiroptera; Mormoopidae
Gene: CEP55
Product: centrosomal protein 55
Exons: 9
Coding region: 25-1410 (461 amino acids)
Biological process (GO): mitotic cytokinesis; regulation of phosphatidylinositol 3-kinase/protein kinase B signal transduction; establishment of protein localization
Cellular component (GO): midbody
Source: RefSeq, a predicted model, not a curated record
GAUUCUUCCUUUCACCUUUGCGAGAUGUCCUCCAGAAGUUCCAAAAGUUUAAUUAAAAGCAAAUGGGGAUCAAAGUCUAGUAGCUCCAAAUCAGAAACUGCAUUAGAAAAAUUUAGGGGAAAAAUUGCAGCCUUACAAACAUCAGUGGAUGCAAACACAAGUGGAAGAGGAAAGCUGACUGAUGAAGAGACACACAGGCUUUUGGAGAAAAUUCAAUUCCUUGAGGCUGAGAGGGAGAAGAAUGCUUAUCAUCUCAUAGAGAAGGACAAAGAAAUACAGCAACUCAGAGACCACCUGAAAACCAAACAUAGUACUACUGCAUUGCUUGAACAGUUGGAGGAGAAAACAAAGGAAGGUGAAAAGAGGGAACAGCUGUUGAAAUCCUUGUCUGAAGAGGCAGAUUUAUUGAAAAAACAGUUGUCUACUACAACUGCGAGACUCACUGAACUUGAAACUAAAGCAAUUAAUUCAUCACAGACUGAGACUACAAACUGCUUCAACUCAUCAAUGAAUAAUAUGCAUGAAACGGAAAUACAACUGAGAGAUGCUCUAGAGAAAAAUCAGCAAUGGCUUGUGUAUGAUCAGCAGCGAGAGGUCUACGUACAAGGACUUCUAGCAAAAAUCUAUGAGUUGCAACAGAAAUCGGAAACAGCUGCUCAAUCACUUCCACAGCAGACAAAAAUGAAUGAAUCAGAAGGUUUUCUUCUAGAAGAAAAGCAAAAACAUUACCACUAUUUGUUGGCAAAUGCCAAAAAAGAUCUUGAGGCUGAACGACAAACCGUAACUCAUUUGAAUUUUGAACUUAGUGAAUUUCAAAGAAAAUAUGAAGAAACCCAAAAAGAAAUCCACGAUUUAAAUAAACUGUUGUGUUCACAAAGAAAGGCAAAUAUACAACAUCUGGAAGAUGAUAGGCAUAAAACAGAGAAGAUACAAAGGCUCAAGGAUGAGAAUGAUGCUGCUAGGAGAAAACUUGAAGAAGAGAAGAAGAGAUCUGAAGAGCUCUUAUCACAGGUCCAGUUUCUUUACACGUCUCUGGUAAAGCAGCAAGAGGAACAAACAAGGGUAGCUCUGCUGGAACAACAGAUUCAGGCAUGCACUUUAGACUUCGAAAAUGAAAAACUUGACCGUCAAAAUAUGCAGCAUCAAUUGCAUGUAAUUCUUAAGGAGCUUCAAAAAGCAAGAAAUCAAAUAACACAGUUGGAAUCCUUGAAGCAGCUUCCUGAAUUUGCCUUCACAGAGCCAUUAGUCACUUUCCAAGGAGGGACUGAAAACAAAGCAAAAGUUGCGUCACCAAAAAGUCCCACAGCUGCACUGAACGAAAGCCUGGUGGAAUGUCCCAAGUGCAAUAUCCAGUAUCCAGCCACCGAACAUCGAGAUCUACUUGUCCACGUUGAAUACUGUUCAGAAUAA